Paramecium sonneborni is the source of this 751-nucleotide messenger RNA. Lineage: Eukaryota; Ciliophora; Oligohymenophorea; Peniculida; Parameciidae. The record is from the annotation of a GenBank genome assembly.
AUGAAUGAGAAGAUAUCUUGGAUCUUUCCAAUCAAAGGUGUUACUGAAAGUAUUUCUACUUAAACUCUAUUUCAUUUCAAAUCUAAAUGUAGAGAUAAAUGGGAAGAUGAAAUCAAAAUUGGCUUAUAAGAAAUUGAUUAAAGUUUAUAAGCUGAUGAUAAAUUUGAAUUAGGUAGUGUACCUGUUGAUUUACAUUAAAUGAUUUUAAAAUGUUUUAGUGUUAAAUGUACUAAAAAUUAGUUAAACAAUCCUCCUGAAAAUCUUCACUAUGCUGUACGUUUUUCACCUAUGAAACCUUUUAAAGAAGUCUAGAAUUCAUUGUAUUAAGAUAAAGUGGUGGUAGAUGGAAGUAUUAUUUAUAUAUUAUAAUUAAUUUUAGAUACAAAAUUAUUUUAGAAGCAACACCACCAGAUGAAGAUGAUGUUAUAAUUAUUAACUCACCUUUAAAUAAAACUACUAAUGUCUCAUUUAAAUUAACGAAUAAAACUAAAAAUUAUGCCAAAUUCUUUGCAGGUUUUACUCCAGAUUCAGAUGCAGAAUUUUCUAUCAUACCUAAAGUGGGUGAUCUAGAACCUUAUGGAAGAGAAGGAACUACCUUUGUGAUUUCAUUUACACCUAUAGAAUGCAAAUUAACCAUUCAAACUGUUGAGAUGUAUUGGUACUUCAAUCUUUAUUACCUUAUAGGUCAUACAUCAUUAAAGGAAUUCUUACCAAGAUAUGUACCACCUCAAAUCAAACAUUCUUCUAUUGA